Molecule: messenger RNA, 765 nt
Organism: Arabis nemorensis
Lineage: Eukaryota; Viridiplantae; Streptophyta; Magnoliopsida; Brassicales; Brassicaceae
Source: the annotation of a GenBank genome assembly
AUGGCUUCUCAUAGCUAUUCAAAACUUGGGUUUAGUCUUCUUCAAGAGCUAGGAAGCAACGAAAUCAUCAAGCAGAACCGGGCUUAUUACCUGGUGAAUAAUCCUGGAGGAAGAAGACAUGAGACCAAACCACAAAGCUCCUUUAAACUGAAGCUAGAACACUUGGAGCCAUGGAAGCCUUUUUGUUCUUGGAGGAGCAAAUCUAAUCACUUUGUAGAGUUUGACUCCACCAUGAUGAAGCCUAGACAUGUUCAUGAGACCGGACACGAGGAGGUGAAAACUAGAGUCAAGCCUUCACCAAAGAAACAGAAUCCGAAGAUAAGAGAUAGAGAUAAUGAUCUCCACAGAAGAAACCAUCUUUAUGCAUGUGAGAGCCUUACCUCUUUGAUGCUAGGCAGUGAACAACAUAGACAAAUCACAUUGCAAUCUCUAAAGAAAUCAUGUGGAGACCUCUCGGAGCUUUUGACUCGGUUGUCAAUCGGUUUUGCUGGAACCGGUAUCGCUGUGUUCUUCUCUGUGGUCUGUAGUGUUGCUUCUAGACGAGUUUUCUUUUGCGCAGAUGAAGUCUUUGACGGUGCACUUAGUUUGAGUUUGGUAUUGCUUUCAUGGUCGGUGGUUAGACUCAGAGAAACCAUUGUUGAUGUCAAUAGGAAAGCAAUCAAAGAAGAAGAAAUCACAAAUAGAGUGGAAAGAAGAAUCAAAGAUGUUUACUUCAGAGCUGCAACAGUUAUCAUCAUGGUCGCACUUAGGUUUGGUCGCACUUAG